AUGAGUCACAGAGCAGCAACUAAAUCACACUACUCUCAUAACAGCAGCACCAGAAACAGAAACAAAAGCCGAAACAGUAGAAAUGAUACCAACAAUGAAUCAUUAUAUCAAGAACUAGACCAUCUUUUAGGUGUAUUCUGCUCAGAAGCUCAAUUUAAUCUCUGUGUUAGUCACCGCAUUGCCUCACGUCAGAAGCUCGGAAAGAUCCGUAAAGUAUUCAAAGACAUCCAGCAGUGGCUUAAGUGUCGCGCAGCCCAUGAAGUCAUCAAACCAUCUCUGUAUCUGUCAGCCGAACAGUACUGCAACGACUUGCUCGCUCAUUACAGCAUUGUUUCAAAACAACGUCAUAUAUUACCCUUACAACAACAACGAAUGUAUCAUCCUCUUACACAAGAAUGCACAGCACGAUUGAAUCAUCAAUGGCAGGCUUUGAGUGAAGAAUUUGAAACGGCAACCGAGAAUAACCUUCUCUGGCAAAAAUAUAUCUUCAAUAUCAAACAAUUGGUCAAGGCCUGGAAGUCACCCGACCUUGCAAACCAAACCCUGCUGUCCAUACUGACACUGAGAGAGCAGCCCUUGCCGUCCCCGCAACAAGGAAAAACACCCAAAAAUACUUUAUUAUCAUACACGCCUAAAGCUGCAUCUAUAUCAUCUGUAUCAUCUAUAUCAUCUUCAUCUUCAUCGUUAAUAUCACCCUUGUCUUUGCCUUUAUCCUUGUCUUUAUCCUUGUCACUAUCACUGUCCCUGUCUCUGUCCUUAUCCUCCUCCUCAUUUGGUCGGAAGCGAGCCGCAAUGAGCUCAUAUCACAUCACUUUCACGAGCCAGACAAACAAAGAGGAGCAACAGAGGAUUAUCGGCAGGGUGUGUGAGAAUUUUGGAUCAAUCUUUGCUCACAAUGCAACAUCAAACUUGUCACAAGUACACAGCUGGAUCCGACACAGCCAGCCGAGCCGAGUUCUUAAAAAAGUCAGGCAAUUCAAAACAAAUCUUUACACCGAGAUUGGCGCGGAAUCAAGCCACACAAAACUAGCAACAACAAAAACAGAAACAGAAAGAAAAAUAAAAAUAAAAUCAGCACCACCAUCAGCACCGCCAUCAGCAGGACCAGGAAAAGUUCUCGGCUCGGAUGCGAUGAUGGUCAACGUUAAUGAUAACGUAGAUUUUAAUGACAGUGUCAAUUUCGAUUUCAAUUUCAAUUCAAAUUCAAAUUCAAAUAAUAAUAAUGUCAACUCCACUCCACCGCAACCCACAUCAGUUUGUACGAUUGGCAAUACAAUUUCACAAAUAGAAAAUCAAGAUGACAAUACCGAUGAAGAAAACACAGAAGCAGAGAUAGUUGCAACCAGUUCUAAAAAAGGGCGAAAAAAAGACCUUUUACUUCCAAUACCAGACUUUUUACUUUCCUUGGCAGAGUGGGAAAGCCUGAGACAGAUCCCGGGUGAAAAGCCAAGGCUGAAGAAAUAUUUAAAACAGCCAAGCUUAGCACGGUUGACUGGAUCAUUCCGAGCUCUAUUUUCAGGUGCAUCGGAACACCGGGCGCCUUCCGCUCAGCAUCACCGUCAGCGUCAGCGUCAGCGACAGCAUCAGCAUCAGCAUCAGUGUCAGCAUCAAAAUCAGAAUCAACAGGAGCAACAGGAGCAGGUGACGCUCCCAAGAAAUAAUGAUGAUACUAACACAAACAACACAAACAACACAAACAACAAGGACGAUAAUUGCAGCAUCUCCGUGUCCAAGCUCGGAUGUAUUCUAGGUCGCACUGGAUGCAAGUUCUAUUCGUCGGUUCUUGCCCAUGCUCAAUGGUGCUCGGCUCAAGAUGCCCAUAGAUUGCACACUGCUGGGCGCGAUUUAGUUGAUCUGUAUGGUGUUCUCCUGUUGGUGACUUCCCAAACACAAGUGCAACGCAUUCUCGUUCUCCUAUCCCAAAUUGUAGUCCCUUGA
This is a messenger RNA of Phycomyces blakesleeanus NRRL 1555(-), 1938 nucleotides long. RefSeq lists its product as hypothetical. NCBI's taxonomy places the organism in Eukaryota, Fungi, Mucoromycota, Mucoromycetes, Mucorales, Phycomycetaceae. The coding region runs from base 1 to 1938 and encodes 645 amino acids. The record is from RefSeq and is a predicted model, not a curated record. The transcript has a single exon.